CGAGUUAGCGCGGUUCACUCGGGCUCUUGCUACGAAAAUAGAAAGACAUUACGGCGUUUUUGAAAAAACAAAAAAAGGUGUCGCGGGUAAAUAUAUGAUAUUGUUGAACGAAACAGCAAUGUCUUCGCUUCGUCGUUUGAGAGAGUUGAUUAGCGAGCGAUUAACUGCUGCCGCUGAAGAAAUAUUCACACACGUAGAGAAUAUAAUCGUCGAGUACGAGGAAGAGGUGGACCGUCAGCGAAAACUGUUGGAGAUCGUUAGUAAACCUCGAGUGAGGUUACAGCGGAUAGAGCUUCCACAGCAGCAUGUCUAUAAUGAGCAGAACUUCCGUAACCAGGAGAGAAACUCCAGUCUGGAGUCUCUACCGAUUAAAGAGGAAGAGGAGGAAAUCUGCACCAGGCAGGAGCAGCUUGAAUUAAAGGAGGAGGCUGAUACCUUUAUGUUGACUCCUGAUGAUGAAGAAAGUGAUCACAUGGAACCAGAACCAGACACUGACCAUCAGCUCCUCUCUCCUGUAGCUGAGAGUCAAGACCAAACAGUCCACUGGAGAAUUAUCACAGAGCUUCCACUGAAAUAUGUUCUUCAAGAGGAGGAGGAGGUUCUCACUGAGCAGUGGCUCUGUAACCAGGAAAGGAACUCCAGUCUGGACCAAGAGGAACCACAGUCUCUACAGAUUAAAGAGGAAGAGGAGGAAAUCUGCACCAGUCAGGAGCAGCUUGAAGUGAAGCAGGAAGUGGGUACCUUCACGUUGACUCCUGUAACUGAGAGUCAAGAGCAGACAAAUAUUACAGAUGAAAAGCCCCACACGUGCGACAUUUGUAAGAAACGCUUUGCACGCAAAACCAACCUGAUGACCCACAUGAGAACUCACACAGGUGAGAAGCCAUAUUGUUGUGAAACUUGUGGAAAGUGUUUUCGACAAUCGACGCAUUUGAGAGGUCACAAAACAAUUCACAUAGGUGAGAAUUCCCAUGUGUGCGACAUUUGUAAGAAAUGCUUUAGGUAUAAAUACGUCUUGAUUAAUCACAUGAGAUCUCACACACGGGACAGGCCUUUUUCUUGUGAAACAUGUGGAAUGUGUUUUCAACACAUUGAAAAUUUGACAAGACACGAAAUAACUCACUCAGGUGAGAAGCCACACGUUUGUAAUAUCUGUGAGAAAAGCUUUGCCCGCAAAAUAAAUUUGAAGAUCCACAUAAGAACGCACACAGGUGAGAAGCCAUAUUGUUGUGAAACAUGUGGGAAGUGCUUUCGACAAUGUUCAGAUUUGACUAAACACAAAAGAAUUCACACAGGUGAGAAGCCUCAUUGUUGUGAUAUUUGUGAGAAAAGCUUUGUGCUUAAAAAAAAUUUGAAGAACCACAUUAAAACUCACAGGUGAGAAGACGCCAUAUACCACUGACGUGGAUGGUCA
Messenger RNA from Solea senegalensis (Senegalese sole), 1414 nucleotides. RefSeq names its product zinc finger protein 2-like. Bases 95 to 1381 code for a protein of 428 amino acids. The transcript has 3 exons. Gene Ontology annotation, molecular function: DNA-binding transcription factor activity, RNA polymerase II-specific; RNA polymerase II cis-regulatory region sequence-specific DNA binding. The record is from RefSeq and is a predicted model, not a curated record. Lineage: Eukaryota; Metazoa; Chordata; Actinopteri; Pleuronectiformes; Soleidae. Gene Ontology annotation, biological process: regulation of DNA-templated transcription.